GAGUGACUGCUUGCCCCCGGAACUGCUGGAAGAGGACAACAAAAGUACCCAUGUACCCCACUACCCCGCCAUGACAUCUUGUCGCAUGAAUUGUUUUCAGAAAUUUGACCUCGCCAUCACCAUUUUUGAUAUCUUUACUACCUGAACCGAGCUCAACAUCGGGUAUCUCCAACGACAGAAGCCCAGAUGAAGCAGCGAUUCUCCUCUCUCGACGUCAGGGUCGUGGCCCACGAGCUCUCCGAAGCUCUGGUGUCGCUGCGCCUGGCCAACAUCUACGACCUCAACUCCAAGAUCCUCCUCCUCAAGUUCGCCAAACCCGACAACAGGCAACAGCUCCUAAUCGAAUCCGGCUUCCGCUGCCAUUUGACCGACUUUGUGCGCACUGCCUCUCCAGCACCCAGCCAAUUCGUCGCCAGGCUUCGCAAAUACCUCAAGACUCGACGUUGUACCUCCGUCUCGCAGAUCGGCACCGACCGCAUCAUCGAGUUCCAGUUCAGCGAUGGCGCCUUUCGACUUUAUCUCGAAUUCUUUGCUAGCGGCAACAUCAUUCUUACCGAUUCCGACCUCAAGAUCUUGGCUCUGCUCCGCAAUGUUCCCGAGGGCGAAGGCCAGGAACCCCAGCGCAUUGGUCUGACCUACACGCUUGAAAACAGACAGAACUUUGGAGGUGUUCCUGCCCUGACCAAGGAGCGUCUGAGGGAUGCGCUGCAGAGCACAGUCCAAAAGGUAGCCGCUGAUCAAGCUGCCGGUAAGAAGAUCAAGAAGAAGGGCGCCGACGAGCUCCGAAGGGGCCUUGCGACCACCAUCACAGAGCUACCGCCCAUUCUCGUCGAGCAUGUCUUCCGCCUUACCAGCUUCGACCCAGCCACCAAGCCUGCCGAGAUCCUGGACGACGAUUCCCUCCUAGACAAGCUAUUCGACACCCUCCAGCAAGCACGAGAAAUUCUUGACGAGGUCACCGAUUCUUCUGUUUCCAAUGGUUACAUCAUCGCUAAGCCUAGGCCCGGGUUUGAGGAUGCAGAGGUGGACGUCGAUGCGCCACCAGCCGAAAAGGCAAAAAACCUCCUCUACGAGGAUUUCCAACCGUUCCUGCCCAAGCAGUUCGAGGAUAAUAAGGCAUAUCGCAUCUUGCCGUUCGUCGGCUACAACAAGACAGUUGAUGAGUUCUUCUCAUCCCUCGAGGGACAAAGGCUAGAGUCCAAGCUCAGCGAGCGCGAGGCUGCUGCCAAGAGAAAGCUCGAAGCUGCCCGUAUGGACCAAGCUAAGCGAAUAGAAGGACUGCAAGAGAUGGAGACGCUAAAUUACCGCAAGGCGGCGACCAUUCAAGCCAAUAUUGAACGUGUCCAAGAAGCCAUGGAUGCCGUAAACGGCCUGCUACAGGAAGGCAUGGACUGGGUCGACAUCACGAAACUGAUUGAAAAGGAGCAGAAGCAGGGCAACCCGGUUGCAGAAAUCAUCAAGUUGCCGAUGAAGCUGAAGGAGAACACCAUCACAUUACUGCUAGGAGAAGGCGUAGAAGAAGAGGAAGAGGGUGAUGACGACAAAGAGGAUGAUGAGUUCGAUUACAGCGAUGAUGAAGACGAUGCCGACGGGGCUGAAACAACCAAGGACAAGGCGCCAGUCAAACGCCUUGAAGUCGAUAUCAACCUGACACUUAGCGUUUGGAACAACGCCAGAGAGUACUACGACCAGAAGCGGACAGCUGCCGACAAGGCGCAAAAGACUGUCCAACAGUCGGUCAUCGCCUUGAAAAACGCCGAGCAGAAGAUUGCCGAGGAUCUCAGGAAGGGUCUCAAGCAAGAGAAACCAGUCCUUCAACCCAUCAGGAAGCAAAUGUGGUUCGAGAAGUUCACCUGGUUUAUUUCCUCAGACGGUUAUCUCGUUCUCGGAGGCCGUGAUGCGCAACAGAACGAGAUGCUAUACAAGCGGUAUCUGAGGAAGGGUGACGUCUACGUUCACGCGGAUGUUCACGGAGCUGCAAGCGUUAUCAUCAAGAAUAACCCAAAGACACCUGAUGCGCCCAUUCCGCCAUCGACACUUGCCCAGGCUGGCAACUUGUCAGUGUGCUGCUCUAGUGCUUGGGAUUCGAAGGCCGGCAUGGGGGCCUGGUGGGUUAAUGCCGACCAGGUCUCGAAAAGCGCGCCCACUGGCGAAUACCUGCCGGUAGGAUCGUUCAUGGUUCGGGGAAGGCGUAACCUCCUGCCUCCGGCGCUACUGACGCUUGGUUUCGGUCUGCUCUUCAGGGUAUCCGACGACAGCAAGUCCAAGCAUACUCGCCAUAGGGUCUAUGACUUUGGAGAAGGCAAGACGAGAGGUCGUGCCGACUCUCUGGAUGCCGAGUCCGAACGUGCAGAGAGCCCCCACGAGCAAAAGCCUGUGGCCGACGAAGAGUCCGAGAGUGAUGACGAGGACGAGGAUGCUGCAAACCAAAAGGCGAGAGUUAAUCCCCUGCACUCGCAGCGUCCUGGACAAGACGAUUCCGUUGAAAGCGAUGCUGCCCAAGGCGCAGAGCCACCAACGGAAGAGCUGGCAGACCUAGAGAUUACUGGAGAGGGUUCCGAUGAGGACAACAAGUCCCCAGCGGAACUGGAACCCGCUGCACAGAACGAAGAGGAAGAGGGCCAAGAGGAGGAUGAGGAAGACUCAUACCAGCCAUCACCUGCAGCACAGGCCGGCACUCCCUCGUCAUCAACGGCACCUCAAAAGCAACAGCCUGCGAAGAAGGCGCCCGCCAAGCGUGGCCAGCGCGGCAAGCAAAAGAAGAUUGCGGCCAAGUACAAGGACCAAGAUGAGGAGGACCGUGCCCUUAUGGAAGAGCUCAUGGGUGUCAAGGCUGCCCGUCAGAAGGCCGAAGCCGAAGCCGCUGCCAAAGCCAAGGCCGAAGCCGAGGCUGCUGCCGCUCGCGAGCGUCGCCGUCAGCAACAGGAGCGCGUGAAGAAGGAGAUCGCCGAACACGAAGAGGUCCGUCGUCUAAUGAUGGAGGAAGGCGAGGACAUGCCUCUGGACGAGUCCGAGAUGGCGAUGGAGAUGGCGCCGCUCGAGACGCUUUUGGGCACCCCACUUGCGGGCGACGAGAUUCUGGAGGUGGUACCGAUCUGCGCGCCGUGGAAUGCUCUGAACAAGGUCAAGUACAAGACGAAGCUGCAGCCUGGAAAUACAAAGAAGGGCAAGGCAGUUAAAGAGAUUGUUGAGCGGUGGAGGUUGGCGGCCAGCAAGCAGGGCUGGAUUGAUGAGUCGUCGUCGGAUCCGGAAAAGAUUUGGCCGAGAGAGAGGGACCUCAUCAAGGGCCUGAAGGUUGAAGAGGCUUUCAACUGCGUGCCUGUCGGAAAGGUCACUGUGAUGCACUCUGGUGGUCGUGCUGGUAGUUCGAGUGGAGGAGGGUCCGGGAAGGGUGGUGGUAAGGGUGGAAGUGGUGGCAAAGGAGGAAGUGGUAAGGGAGGUAAGGGCAAGAAGAAAUAGUUAUGAAGUUCGUCGGGGAAGCGAAAAGCAUGUUUUGUAUAAACAGACUUUAGAGUUCAGCGGGGCUAUUACAGCAUAAGCAUGGUAAAUGGUUUACAAGCUCAGUCAUCAAGUGCUCCAGGACACUGCUCAUUAUGAAGUAGACAAUGCACAUAUGAAUUGGUCUAGCUGACGUUGAAUGACAAAGG
This is a messenger RNA of Neurospora tetraspora, 3647 nucleotides long. RefSeq names its product fibronectin-binding protein A N-terminus-domain-containing protein. The coding region runs from base 187 to 3459 and encodes 1090 amino acids. Gene Ontology annotation, cellular component: RQC complex. NCBI's taxonomy places the organism in Eukaryota, Fungi, Ascomycota, Sordariomycetes, Sordariales, Sordariaceae. Gene Ontology annotation, molecular function: tRNA binding; ribosomal large subunit binding. The transcript has a single exon. The record is from RefSeq and is a predicted model, not a curated record. Gene Ontology annotation, biological process: rescue of stalled cytosolic ribosome; ribosome-associated ubiquitin-dependent protein catabolic process.